This is a messenger RNA of Anopheles marshallii, 2028 nucleotides long. RefSeq names its product serine/threonine-protein kinase Pink1, mitochondrial (gene Pink1). The record is from RefSeq and is a predicted model, not a curated record. Lineage: Eukaryota; Metazoa; Arthropoda; Insecta; Diptera; Culicidae. Gene Ontology annotation, cellular component: mitochondrion. Gene Ontology annotation, molecular function: ATP binding; protein serine/threonine kinase activity. Gene Ontology annotation, biological process: positive regulation of mitochondrial fission; regulation of apoptotic process; protein phosphorylation. The transcript is spliced from 6 exons. Bases 1 to 2028 code for a protein of 675 amino acids.
AUGUCCUUUCGCCUGCUGACCACACGUUUGUACAAACAUGGUCGCCUGCUGGUCCAGAACUAUCUCAAGCGGGACAUACACGUUAGCAACGUUUGGGCAAACCCUACGGAGAGUGCAAAAGUGAACAAGAUUAACGAAACGCUGAGACAUGAUCUGCGGAUCAACGAGUUCCGGAACAACAGCUUCCUGCGGUUCGGUAACCAAGCGCGUCGUCUGUUUAUCGACAAUGUGCUGAACAGGGUUACCAAUCCGUACUCGGUGGAUUUGCGCCUACAAGCCACCAAGAAACUGUUGUAUGGCGAUUCUACUCCCUUCUUUGCAUUGGUCGGAGUGAGCUUGGCUUCAGGAGACGGUGUACUGACCAAGAACGAUGAGCUGGAAGCUGUCUGUUGGGAGAUUAGGCAUGCGAUGUCCAACUUUCAGGAGAAAGUCGGAGAAAAGGACAUCGAAACCCAUCUGGAUGAAGAGUUCGGAAUAGAGAGCUUAAACAUUGGCAAACCCAUCGCCAAAGGCUGUUCGGCCGUGGUUUAUGCCGCUUCGCUUAAGGAACCGACUGUAAAUGACGAGAGCUCUAUGUACAGCGAUAGUGUUAAUAGCUCUUCCUCCUCCACGGACCAGAAAGCACAGCCGGAAGGAUGGAUAGAGGAAGAGCAGAAUUUCUCAGGCCGUUGGAGUGACGGCAAUAGUCCGCUGCUGUUGCCGGAAAGAACUGCAUCAGCCGUUUUGCGUCAAGCGAUCAAUGAUAGCGAUGAACGAACGAGAGCAAAUAACAAUCGCAGAGUACGGUUUAAUAGUGAAACGAGAAUACGAACGAUGUCGGAAAAUAGUGCAGCAUCGAACCAUGAUCACAAUAAUCAGUUUUUGCGGGACUCAAGCGAGAAAGAUUACAAUAUCGAAGAAUAUCCGUUGGCACUGAAGAUGAUGUUUAAUUACGACAUACAAAGCAACGCGAUGGCCAUUCUUAAAGGGAUGUACCGUGAAACUGUUCCAGCAAAGAGGCGAACCAUCGAAAGUGCGUGGGAAAAGAGUCUCAUGGAAAAGACAAACUUUCUGCCACCCCAUCCAAACGUCGUGGAAAUGUACGGUGUAUUUUGUGACCAGGUACCGGACUUGUCCAUGUCCGCAACGCUCUAUCCGAUGGCGCUACCCCAGCGAUUGAACCCCCAGGGUUACGGACGCAACAUGAGUCUGUUUCUGUUGAUGAAACGCUACAACAUAAAUUUGAAAGAGUACCUACAGCAACCAGGCGUAGAUAUGCGUACACGCAUUCUACUGUUUGCGCAGCUGCUUGAAGCCGUCGCCCAUUUGUAUCGUCACGGUGUUUCACAUCGGGACAUAAAGUCGGAUAACAUUCUGAUCGAAUUGCGUCCAAAUAUGCCACCGACGCUAGUGCUGACCGAUUUCGGAUGCUGCGUUGCAGAUAAGAGGCAUGGGCUACGCAUCCCGUACACCUCGGACGAGAUUGAUAAGGGCGGUAAUGUAGCGUUAAUGGCACCGGAGAUUAUCGAGCAGCUACCGGGCACGUUCGCGAUACUGAACUACACCAAAGCUGAUCUUUGGGCUUGUGGUGCAAUUGCGUACGAAAUUUUUGGCAGUGAUAAUCCCUUCUAUUCCGAUAUGCACUCAGCGCUCAGAAAUACGACGUACGAGGAACAUAUGUUACCCGCGAUGGAUGAAGACGUUCCGAAGUUAAUCCAGUGUCUUGUGCAGAAUAUCUUGCAGAGAAACCCCAACAAACGCUUAAGCCCGGACCUUGCAGCGAACGUGAUGCAACUGUUCCUGUGGUCACCAUCGUCAUGGUUACGUGACCGGUACGUACCAUCCAGCAAUGAAAUUUUGCAAUGGUUGCUGAGUCUCACGACCAAAAUCCUCUGCGAAGGUCCGUUGCGUGUUACUCCCGAUGGUACGAUGGGUCGCAGAACAUACACGGAGUACUUACUGAUUGCGAGCUUUCUUUCGCGAGUCCACUUGGAGCGGCUGAAGCGUGCACUCGACUGGAUACAUACGGUUAAUGUUGGCAGUUCGUAA